Paramecium sonneborni is the source of this 485-nucleotide messenger RNA. NCBI's taxonomy places the organism in Eukaryota, Ciliophora, Oligohymenophorea, Peniculida, Parameciidae. The record is from the annotation of a GenBank genome assembly.
CUUUAGAAAAUAUAUAUGAUUAACCAAAGUAUUUAUUUAUAAUAUGAUGAAAUUUAUAAGGUAAAAGACUUUUAACAACAAAUGAUAUAGAUGGAACUAUGCCAGGAUCAUUAUAAAGUAAAGUAGUUAAAAAUAUGGAGAAGGCAUAAAAAUUGAGAUUAGAAAGAAAUUCAUAAAGAGCUAUCAAUAAUGAGAUUCUCUAUCUAAAACCUAUUAUGGAUUCUAAAUUAUAAAUUGAAAAAUAAACAACAAGACAUAAAUCAUUUUCUAUUUAAUAAUAAACUCCUUAAAAUCCAUUAUUGCAAAAUAAUAACUAAAAUGAAAUACUAUAUUCAUUAUAAUAACUUAAUGAAUUUUAAAAAUUACCAUAGAUUGGAGACAAUAAAACUUAAAAUAGAGUUCUUAAAUAAUAUAGUUUUUUAGAAGAAUUUGAAAGAAGACCAUCAAUUUUAUAGUAAUGUUAACCUAUGAAAGCUUUUAUAUGA